This is a messenger RNA of Colletotrichum navitas, 626 nucleotides long. RefSeq lists its product as uncharacterized. The coding region runs from base 84 to 551 and encodes 155 amino acids. The transcript has a single exon. The record is from RefSeq and is a predicted model, not a curated record. NCBI's taxonomy places the organism in Eukaryota, Fungi, Ascomycota, Sordariomycetes, Glomerellales, Glomerellaceae.
CCAGUGACCCGACAGGCUGUCACCGCGCAGCCCGUCACUCCACGGGGUCUCCGGACACGGGCACGAAGCUGGUCUCCGCUCGGAUGGAUGCAUUGGUCGUCUUUGCAGUGUCAUCCUCACCCAAUCUCCACUGUGGAGAGGUCAUCAGUAAACACCCCCUGUCAUCCGUGGUGGACCACUCCAAUAACAAAAUAAAGAGUAGACACCCGAACUCUUUGCUAAAGCUAAUGGACCUCCACACCAUAUCUUCAUCACGUGGUGGUGUCUUGCCUCGGACCGGACUCCAGGUUCGCCUGCCGUCUCUCACUUUCAGCGCAUCAACCCCCAGCGAACAAGCCAUCCAUACCCAGGUCAUUCAGGGUUCCCGAGCGCCGUCCCAUAUUUUGGUGUUGGCUGAUUCUCAUGGCAUCCUGCACCAUCGUAGGCAGUGGUGUAGUCUGCUUAGGUCCGAGCCCCGCGACCCGUGUCCGGCCACGCCGCCAACGGACCUCGGAGCUCGGAGUCGUCACUGUGUUGUCACCAAAUUUCUCGCUAACCAAGCUGGUAAGUAAACCUGAUCCAUAUGGACUGAUGUUGACUCGAUGAUGGCCAACUCCGGAUUCGGUUCUCAGAAGUCUCUAACCAUU